This is a messenger RNA of Prunus armeniaca (apricot), 3498 nucleotides long. The record is from the annotation of a GenBank genome assembly. Lineage: Eukaryota; Viridiplantae; Streptophyta; Magnoliopsida; Rosales; Rosaceae.
AUGUUGCCUUUUGUUUUGGCAGCCAAAUACCCAAAACCCCUUUUCUACCCAUCUUGUUUCCACUGCACCAAUAGUGCUCACGGAGUGGGUGCUAGCAAGGAAGGGCCCGUGCCAUUGUCUAGGUUUCUUCCUUCGUUGAUUUUGCUCGAGCUGCUGGAAAGGUACACGCAUCUUGGGCAUAGGUGUAGACUGAUGCUUGGCCUAGGCUCUCUUUUUUUUUCUUUUCUUGAGAACACAUGCUUGAUCGAUUAUGGAAUUCUGCGUGUGUUGCCUGUGGAGGAAGACAGAGUGCAUGUACCCAUUAUGGCAUCCGGUAAUCCACCAUUUAUCAUAAGGGAUCAUCUUUACUCCGUAGAUGACAAGUUGAAGAGAGGGAGACCUCCUCCUUUGCUUAAGGGUACCGACGAGGAUGUAAUUAUUGAUGAAGAACCAGCGCCAGAAGCUACUUCAGUGAUUGACCCUGCAUCCGUAUCAAGGUGCUGCAUAGAAAGGGGUCUGUUUCCGGCAGUUCCUUUGUUCUUUCAAUAUCCCUGCAGCACCAGCAAGGGUUGGUCGGAGUGGGUUGAUGCUGAACUGAAGAACCCAUCUACCCGUGAUAUCCUAAGCCGGGCAGGCGUGUUGGAAGCCAUCUUUGCUUCUAAGGCUUGCGACAUCCAUAUUGAAGUCAAGACGCUUCGACACUUGGUUAGACGGUGGAGCACUGAGACGCACACUUUUAUUUGUUCGUGGGGAGAGUUCACUCCCACGCUUGAGGAUGUAGCUAAUAUCUUCCAUCUCCCACUUUGCGGCAGCCAAGAUCCUUUCCAUAUUGCAUUAACCGCGGAAGAUGGGCCAAAGCUUGAGAUUUUGCGAAAAGGUGCCCCGACCUCUCCUAGUACCUCUCUAAGAUUCAGUAAUUGGAUUCAGUUUUUUGGGAACAGUGAUCGAGACGAGCCGUGUCGCCUUGCUGCGUUUGUGUCCUUGUGGCUCGGGAGGUUCCUCUUUUGUGAUUUUUCUCAGGACUGCUUGCAUGGGAGAGUGUUUCCGUUGGCUUUGGCAAUAGCACGGGGUAGCAUGAUCCCUUUAGCCCCCAUGUUCUUGGGGCACUUAUAUCGCUUACUUGACCAGAUUCAAUUUCUUGAGAAGGGGGCGGCCGGAACCAUGGCUGUGGAGACUUUUGUAAACUCCAGUUUUCUGCAGAUCUUUUUAUGGGAACGCUUCAAAGGGAUAGAGGUAUCUCCACUCCCUUAUUCAAAGGCUGAGUCACUGGUUGCUUCGGACGAGGAUUCCUACGUGCCGGGUAGUCUUCCUCUGAUCUGUAGAUGGUUCCGUCGCAUGCAACGGAAGGGCCAAAAUUUUUUAGAGCUGCUGGACGAUGUUGAGCAAUUUAUUUUUCGCCCCUAUUGUGCCUCAUCAGAGGGCUUUAAAAGUAUGCCCCUCUAUGCUGAUUCUGCUGCUUUAAUGGAGGCCCUGGCCAUGCCAACACAAGGUUGUCGGUUACGCAGAGAGGCAUUGAUGAGUGCCGCAUGCCUCCCUCUGCCCACAUUCGGUGAUGACCACUUGGAGAUUUCUGUGCAUUAUUCCCCUUACCGGGUUAGACGACAGCUUGGGUUUGACCAAGGUGUGCCCUCUCGUCCCAACCAUGGAGAUUCCUUGAGCUUGCACAGGGUUUUCUGGACUGGUGACAGCGUGCCGGGAGACGGCAGGCCUCUUGCCCUUGCUCUGGCCAGCCGGCAGCGCCUUGAUUCCCACCAUCAUUCAUCAUGCCCGUUUAGUGUCGGAAGAGAAAGCCAUUUCCUGAGCGAGAAGCGAAAUCUGCCUUUAUCUCCAAAAGCGGAGAGAUUGUUGGUGACUUUUUCGAAGCUAAAGCGGAAGUUGGAAAAGUCGGGUUCUCAUAGUGCCGGGAAGAGUGUUGCACAUGGGAAACGGAAGCGUGAGGAAAGCUGCAGUGCCGAGAAAAGGCAAGCUGUAAAAGAACCGAAAAGGUUCAUCCCCAAGGUAGCGGCAGGUGGUCCUCCCAGCUCAAGAAAGGUUGCCUUGCCCGAGUCCUUACAGCAGCAGCCUACAGCUUCCGGCAGCAGCGAGCGAGCAGCUCUCAAAGCUUCAUCUCCUCACAGUACUUCCCAAAGUAAAGGCAAGGGUAAGGGGUUUUCUGCGACCCCAAAACGUCGAAGCAUGCGUAUUCUUGAAACGCGGUUUGCUAAUACCCGAAAGAAUAAGGGUGAAGACUCGGGACCCAAAGUAGUGGUGACGGUUGAUGAUAACAGUGAUGAUGAUAGUGAUGGCGAUGGCGCUGCGGGAACUGAGGCUAACAUUCAUGAGCAAGAGAGUGCUCACGAUACGAGUGGCAUGGACGAGGACUUUGAUGAAGGCCAAUACGAUAGUCACGACGAAGACACCUAUCCGGCUUUCGGCACUAGCUUGGGGGAGUUCGAUGACCCAGAUACGACUCCCGCUUUGACUGGCGAUCAUGGACAGCGUGUCGAUAUUGAACUGGUCGUGCCCGCCAUUGAAGGCACGAUAGGUGCUUCAUCGGAGGCUGAUUUUGCCCUUCCCACUACUGUCGCUGAAGUUGUCCUGAGCCUUCCGGCAGUGCAACCUCCUCCUUCUCCUAACCCAUGUACUCCUGACAUGGCUGCUGAUGCCUCUCCACUACUUCCAACAGUUCCUCCUCCUAUUUCUCCAAUUCCGAACGUACCUGCCAUAGCUUCCGGCACUGCUCUACUUCUUCCAGCAGCACAUCCCCUUACUCUCCCAAUCUCGAGCACACCUGACAUAGCUUCCGGCACCGCUCCACCUCUUCCAGCAGCACAUCUCUGUGAUAAGAAUGUUGAUGCUUUUAUCGCAGGUUCCUCAAAAGGGCCUUCAUUCGAGAAAGGCAUGUCUUGGCAAGAUUGGGAGAAUUCCUACACGGCAUUCAAAGCCUUCUUUGAUGGUGGUGUCACCAUUCUUAGAUCCAUUGAUGAACUUCUUCCGCUUUGCCACAGAUUCGAUGGUUAUGCAACAUUCCAAGGCGCCCUUGUGUAUCCAGAGACGGUUGGAGCCUUGAAAAAGUUCAUGGACAAAUACGGGAGUUUGCUGGAAGCUACAGAUGUCACCUCCUCUUUCUCAAGGGGUACUGCCCUUCGAGCGCUUGGCUUAGUACUUCAUGGGAUGGACACCAUGCAACUCCUUGAUAUUACAGAUCAUAAACUGCUCUGUUGGCGAGAUGCAAUAUGCGAGGCCAUGAUUCUGGGCUUUCCUGUGGAAUUUCUCCUUAAACUCGUGAAGAGCUUAGCACGUGCCGUUUUUGGAGCACGGGCCAUUCGUAGUAUGCAAUUAUCGCAUGAUUCCGAUGAAGUAAAAGCCGCUGCAAACGCCUUGAAUAUUAAACAGCAAGAGUUGGAAAACCAGCGCCGGGAGAUGCAUGCCCUUCUUCUUGCUAAGGGAGUUUCUGUUGACAGCGCUGAGUGCGUGACGGAGGCAGCAGCCAGAUUAUCUCCUGGGGCUUCCUUUGUUCUUUUUGGACAUUCCCCAUAG